GCACAUCACUAAACUACAGCUGGGAGCCGAGCGAACGGUUAUCGUCACGCCCACCCUCGGUAUAACACACAUCUCCACACAUCAACGGUACUGACUUGACCAGACAGACCUACAUAAUUAUACUGAAUCUAAAUUCACAAAGAAGGAAGUAAAAUCACCAUGGCAAGCCGACCAAGGGGAUAUGGAAUGACUGCUGAAUUGGCGGACAAGAAGGAUGCUAAGUUUGAUCCAGACUUGGCGACCGAGGCGUUUGAAUGGAUUGCUGCUGUACUUGAAACGGGACCGCCCGAAUCACAAGAAUUGGCGAGCUCAGUUGGACCUGUAAUCGCUGAAAAGCAUGUCCAUGUGCCUCUCAAAGAUGGCGUCGUUCUUUGUCAUUUAAUCAACGUUAUCAGGCCGGGGUCAGUGAAACAAAUCAACUCCUCUAAGAUGGCUUUUAAACAGAUGGAAAAUAUUGGGAACUUUUUGGGAGGAUGCGAAAACCUAGGAAUAUCCAAGGUGGAGCUAUUUCAAACUGUGGACUUAUACGAGGCAAACAACAUCCCACAGGUAAUUAUACUUCAGUUUAAAAAGAAAUUCCAGUAGUUGCAGUAAACACUG
Messenger RNA from Lytechinus pictus (painted urchin), 600 nucleotides. RefSeq names its product transgelin-2-like. Gene Ontology annotation, biological process: actin filament organization. The record is from RefSeq and is a predicted model, not a curated record. The transcript is spliced from 4 exons. Gene Ontology annotation, molecular function: actin filament binding. Gene Ontology annotation, cellular component: actin cytoskeleton. Lineage: Eukaryota; Metazoa; Echinodermata; Echinoidea; Temnopleuroida; Toxopneustidae. The coding region runs from base 160 to 585 and encodes 141 amino acids.